GAGAGAGAGAGAGAGAGGGGAUGUUUGGUUAUGUGCAUUGGAUCCUUCGCCGAAGAGGUUUGAAAGCCUCCGCCAAAAGCACACACUCGGUUGAAACCGUUUCUCUCUCUUUAAUUUGUUGAGACGACGUUGCUCGCUGAUAAAGAUAAAAGACACACGUACCCAAAAGAAGGCUUAUUUGUUCGACCGAUCGAUCCACCCCUGAGUGGCCGGCCGGGCGUGUCGAAUUCAUCAUCAGAGCUGUUUCAAGUUGAUCAUCAGAAAGAUCCGACGAAAAUGAUUGAUCAAUUCAACUUUUUCUUAACAUCAACGUCGUCGUUGGAAUUCUCAUCAGAUGGCGGUCGCUGCCUAAUUGCCUCUACUUCACCACAACAAGAUUAUGAUCAUCAUCCACAAGUAGAUGAAGAAGCAGCACAAGAAGAAAAGAAGAAAGAAUGCGAAAGUGGUAAUGUUUCUUCUUCUGUUUCUGAUGAUCAGGAUAUUGAAGAAGAAGUCAACGACAUUAAGAUGCGAUCAGGUGAAGAAGAAGCAAGAACAAGAACGGUUGGAGGAGAACUGGAAGUAGUGGAGGAAGACGAUGAUGGGUUCAGAACACCAACGACUUUGGAUCACAGAAUCCCAGCAGUGAAUAUCAAACAAUGUCCACCUGCACCUAGGAAACCCAACUCCAACCCCAAAAGAAAAGCUUCUUCUUCUUCUUUCACUACCCGCCGCCAACUCUUCCCGUUGGAUCUCUCUCAAGAGAUUGAAUCUCUCUUCCCGCCAGCCCUUCUAGCCGAUCUUGGCCGUAAGAUCAAGAAAGUUCGUGGAGGUGAUCACUGUCACACCAAAUGAUUUCCCUCUCUCUCUCUCUCUCUCUCUCUCUCUCUCUCUCUCUCUUAUUAUCUAUGAUCUACACUACAGUAUCAAUUUCUAAUUUGUAUUUGGUAAUUAUUAAGGAAAAUGUGAUUAACUGUGUGAUGGGAAUUCCCACGUAACAUAUAAUACAUGAUAUGAGCACUCCAAACUUCUACUGUCUACUCCUUGAUGCUGUUUCUUCUUAAUUCAGUUCGUCAUUUUUUUUUUAGUUCUCUUGCUGCUUCGUUCUCCAUUUUUGACUGGGUUCAUCAGAUCUUCGCUGGGUGUUGUCGGGCAUCUGGGCUGGCCAGCCAUGGAAGCCAAGGCCUGACCAGCUAGUUCUGAAUUUGUAAAGUUAAAGUUGGAGAAAGAUCGAAGCUCAUAUACAGAAGACAAUGGAAAAGGU
Messenger RNA from Macadamia integrifolia, 1243 nucleotides. Its product is annotated as cyclin-dependent protein kinase inhibitor SMR10-like. The record is from RefSeq and is a predicted model, not a curated record. Gene Ontology annotation, biological process: regulation of DNA endoreduplication. The transcript has 2 exons. NCBI's taxonomy places the organism in Eukaryota, Viridiplantae, Streptophyta, Magnoliopsida, Proteales, Proteaceae. The coding region runs from base 277 to 834 and encodes 185 amino acids.